UUCCUCUACCACUGGACCAAGGGGUACAGGGACGUGCUGUCGUUUGAAGGCGACGUCGCGACCAUCACCGUACGGUCCGACUACCGCCGGUGGUCGUUGUACUAUACGGUGGCCAUUCAGUACGUCACGUUUGGGUCGCGAGCAUGGCGCUUCUGUACGUCGUGAGGCAUCGCGGCCGCGUGGAGGCGUGGAAUUUAUUGAAACUCAACCACGUGGAGGGGGAUUGCCCCAUGCUCACCCUUCGGGCCAUCUCUGCUAUCUGCCUGCUCAGCACGAGCCAAUUGGCUCUCGUGCAGAGCGACCAUCCCGGGUACUUCACCAAGUUCGAGUCCAUGUUGCCUCAAGUCGUAGGCGACUUGCAAACGAUCAUCGUAUCUGCCGAAGUGUGCUGGCACACGUAUAUCCUCAACGACGUCUUGUCCGUUGUUACCAAGGGCUACACACGUCACUACUGCCACGGCGCUCCUGCAGCUCACCGUGCCGUUGACGGUCCAGACUAAGCUGGUGCGAGCGUGCUCGUGGCGAGAUCUGGACGUCAAGUGCACAUACGGCGUCGUCGAAAUUGGCAGUUUGUUCGAGCGUACACCCUUGUGGGCCUUCCCAUCGUGUGUAUUGUGUUGUCGCUCGGUAUUAUCCAGUGACAGCGAGACCCCCACGUACCAGUGCCAAGGCUGCCGUCGCUGGUUCUGUACUCGCUGGGCGGGUACACGUUUUCGUUUGACGAGUGGACCGUCGGAGGUGUCCUGUACAUGGACAAAUCCAGCGCGUUCUUAAACGGACUGGUUGUCGUGGGGUUUGGCCCGACAUUGUACGUCCUCGAUGUCAAACAUGGCGGUCGUAUGCGAUCCCAAAACCCAAUCCACAAUAUGUGCGGUGGGACCCUCGGCUAGUCAAUUGCGUGCCGUUGGUCUCGCAAUAUAGUUGAAAUUGUAAAACACAUAGUCGUAUCAAAACGUAUUCUGAUUCUGAGACCUAUUACAUAUACCCAC
Messenger RNA from Aphanomyces astaci, 989 nucleotides. RefSeq lists its product as hypothetical. The coding region runs from base 144 to 500 and encodes 118 amino acids. The transcript has a single exon. The record is from RefSeq and is a predicted model, not a curated record. Lineage: Eukaryota; Oomycota; Saprolegniomycetes; Saprolegniales; Verrucalvaceae.